CCAAAAGGUUGUGUUAAAACAGCCGACGGUCAAGGCAAAGCAAAUAGUAAAAAAAAAAUCACAACGACGUCUUGAUUUACCAAGUACCGCCAAUUUAUUCUUGUAAUUUUUGCCCCUUUCACAAUAUCUCACCACAUCGGCAUCACAUCGGCUCUCGCACCAGCGCGUCCUGUCGCAAAAACCACACCACCGGCCACUGCCAUCGCCAACUCUGACUACGGGUGCUGGCGCAGCCCCACGCGCCGCAAGUGCUAACCUCCCCUUGCUGCAACGCAUUUACCACCACUAAAUCCACCAAGGCAUUUUGCGGUGCUUUGCCACGGUCGCCACCAGCCCGACCACGAGCCAUUUUCUUUUCCAUUCCUCCACCAUCACCACCAUCCAACUGCCAAAUCGCCGGCUCUCCAAAAUCUCUUCUUCCCGCAAGGCUGCGACAGGCCAUCUCUCUCCCUGCGUUUUUCGCUUCGCAACGCGUCUUUCCGACCGAACCCAUUUCCCUCCACAUACCACAACUCCCCGACCGAACCACACAGCAAUGGCCCCUUCGGCCAAGACCUCAUCCUCCAAGGGCCUCGUUACUCUGAAAAUAUCCCCUACCAAACUCCGCGAUAUCUUCCCGCAAACGAGUAGCGAAACCCCCGACGACUCGACCAAGGACGACAUCAAGGCGUCGCCCGCUGCCUCUGUCGCUGCCCCCAAUUCGACGGCUGAGCAGGCAUCAGAUUCCAACGCAGCAACACCAGGAGGCGACGGAACACCUGGCCCAUCAGCCAUGGGACCUCCCGAUGGACGAAAGAAGGGCGUUAAGCGCACUGCGGCCGCUGCCCUCGGGCCCGAUGGUCUGCCUAAGCCCAGAGGCAAGCCUGGUCCUAAGAAGAAGCCCAGACUAGAGGAUGGAACCAUUGAUCACGCUGCUGUCAGAGCCGCUGCGGCAGCCAAACCUGGCCCUAGAGCCAACCAGGGCGCCAUCAAUGCAGGCCUUCGCGCCCUCGACCGAUCGGGAAAACCGUGCCGCAAGUGGACAAAGGGCGGAUUCACGCUCAAGACGUUUACGGGCGUCGUCUGGGAGAUUCCGCGCUGGACAGCACCGCCUAAGAAGAGCGACGGCGACGAGGGCGAGUCCAAUAACGGCGGCUCUGCUGACGGCAGCAACAAGGAGAACAAGGAUGACAUCAAGGACGAAAACAGCGCCAGCGCAAGCAAUGCUGGCGGCGAUUUGGAGAUGCAGAGCGCACAUGCUUCCUCGCCGGCGCCGGUGUCUGUUGCUGCUGCAUGAUUGCCCUUAAGUAGGCACAGUGUCCUGUAUUGCAUGCGUUGACGCAGCCGGGAUACAACGCCGCAAAAGCAAACCUUGGGGGGACGAUAUCAUCGCCUUUCCUCUCUUUGACUUUUUUUUCGUUUUGUUUCUUACAUUGCUCUUGUACAACCAAUGGUGGCGUUUGGGUUUCGAGUGUGCCAUGGGUCAGCAGCAGUUGUAGCAUCGGCACCAUGGACAGUUUGCGGCGUUUGGAAUUGCGUGUGUUUUUCUAUUUUUUUCUAUUUAAUAUGGGCUGUUUGAUAGAAGGGUAUGGCAUGUAGGAUUAGUAUGCAAAAAGCAGAGCAGGGCGUAGCAGAGGAGGUAGCUGGGGAUGAUGUCCCAUUGAAUGAAAGCGUGCAUUUUACCUUUACCUGUGGUGGAGGUAGUGGUGACAUUUGCGUGCAUUUGUGUUUGACUCGGUAGUGACAUGGAUCCCUCGACAUUAAUCCGUCCACGAAAUAUUUUUCACAAUAUUUAUUUCGAAAAUGCUGAGGACAUGGAG
[Torrubiella] hemipterigena is the source of this 1799-nucleotide messenger RNA. The record is from the annotation of a GenBank genome assembly. Lineage: Eukaryota; Fungi; Ascomycota; Sordariomycetes; Hypocreales; Clavicipitaceae.